AAGAGCCUAAACCCUCCCAAAUUUUGAUAGUGUUAACUUGGGAAAUUUAUGUCCAAGCUGAUAAUAACCUGUAGAACUUCCAUCAGAUAACUGGCAGAUUGAUUUGAAAGAGAACCAAAAAGAAGAAGAAGUUAAAAGUACCUUUCUUAUAUUUUAGUUGUCGAGGAUCAAUUUAUGUGAACACUGACUAAACUUUUUUCGUGUAAAACCUUUUCUUGGUACUUGUAAUAUUAAAAAUAUCCUCUGUAAUAAUUUGGUAAGUAACUUUUAAAUAUUUGAACUUUUCACAUGUUAAAACUCGGCUAAAUUAACUUCGGAGAACAAAAAAUCAUUUUGGUAAGAAGUCAGUACUAUUAGGAGAGUACUUGUUUUGCAUAUAAGCAUAUAACGUUUAACCAACAAGCUGACCUACCAUAACCGAAGAGUUAGACCAAAAACAAGAAAUUGGCCAUUUUAAAGACAUACAUGUUGUAAUUCAUGAAUGUCCCAUCUCUACCAUUGUCCAAAAAAUUGACGCACCUUAAACGAGUCAUUGAAACAACUACCACACCAGAACAAUGCAAGUCUCUCUUAGAAUACUGCGCCAAAACCAAAUCUUUAAGAACCACCAACGUAGUCCAUGCCCAUACCAUUACCCUUGGCCUCCUUCAAUCCCAUUUGCUUUCUCUCCUUACAGCAGCAUAUGCACUCUGUGGUCACACUUCUUACGCUAGCAAGGUGUUCGAUGAAUUGCCUCAACGAACUUUGCUGUCAUACAGGUCCAUGAUAAGAAUGUACACCCAAAAGGGGUUCCCUAAUUUUGCACUUAAACUCUUUGGGGAAAUGCUUCGAUCAGAUAAACACAAACCUGACAGGCAUACAUUUCCGUAUGUUAUUAGGGCGUGUAGUGAUUUGUUCUUACUUCAGCAAGGGGUUGCUAUUCAUGGAUUAACUGUUAUAAGUGGUUAUAUGUGGGAUACUUUUGUGGGAAAUUCACUAUUGUCCAUGUAUAUGAGUUGUGGAGAUAAAGAGAGUGCUAGGAGGGUCUUUGAUGCAAUGCAGGCGCGAACCGUUGUGACCUGGAACACUAUGAUCAGUGGGUAUUGCAGAAAUGAUAGUCCCAAAGAGGCCCUAAUGAUUUACAGGAGAAUGGAAGAUGAUGGCGUUGAAGCUGAUUGUGCCACUGUGCUUUCCGUGUUGCCUGCGUGUGGGUCGCUGAAGGACUUUAAGAUGGGUAGAGAGAUUCACUCGCUGAUCAAAGAAGUAGGUUUUUGGGACAAUUUGUCUAUUCGAAAUGCUGUCGUUGAUAUGUACAUUAAAUGUGGUAGAGUUGAUGAGGCAAGGUUGGUUUUUGAGAAGAUGAGUGAUAGAGAUGUGGUGACUUGGACUACAAUGAUCCACGGGCUCAUUUUAGAUGGCGACAUAAACAAUGCACUAUGGUUUUCUCAAAUGAUGCAGCUUGAAGGUGUAAAGCCGAAUGCAGUAACUCUGGCAUCCCUUCUUGCUGCAUGUGCUAGUUUGCCUCAUUUGAGGCUUGGUAAAUGCCUGCAUGGCUGGGCUAUCAGGCAGGACCUUCAAGCUGAUGUUAAUGUAGAAACUGGCCUUAUUGACAUGUAUGCUAAAUGCGAUUGUUUUAGACUUGGCUAUCAGGUGUUUGCAAAGACUAGCAAGAAGAGGACUGUCCCAUGGAAUGCCAUUUUGUCUGGGUGCCUUCAUAAUGAGCUUGCAAGAGAAGCGAUAGAGCUUUUCAAGUUCAUGUUGUCAGAGGCUGUCAAACCUAAUGAUGCAACCCUGAAAAGUGUACUUCCUGCAUUUGCCAUUGAAGCUGAUCUUAGGCAAGCGUUGAGCAUACACAGCUAUCUCGUAAGAUCCGGAUUUAUUACAAGAACUGAGGUAGCUACUGGUUUAGUUGAUAUAUACUCCAAAUGUGGAAACUUAGAUAAUGGUCACAAGAUCUUCAAUGGGAUACCCAAGAAAGAAAGGGACAUAAUUUUGUGGAGUACGUUAAUAGCUGGUUAUGGGAUGCAUGGGCAUGGCGAGAUUUCUUUGUCACUUUUUAAUGAGAUGGUGCAAUCUGGGGUCAAACCUAACGAAGUCACUUUCACCUCGGUUUUGCAUGCUUGCGGUCAUGCUGGUUUGGUGGAUGAGGGUCUUUGUUUGUUUAAUUUCAUGCUUAAAAAUCACUCUGAUAGUCUUAGAAGAGAUCAUUAUACCUGUAUGGUUGAUCUUCUUGGUCGGGCUGGCCGACUUGAGGAAGCAUGUGAACUUAUUAAAACUAUGACUUUUGAACCAAGUCAUGCCAUCUGGGGGGCACUACUUGGUGCCUGUGUGAUCCAUGGAAAUGUGGAACUUGGAGAAUUGGCUGCAAGGUGGCUAUUUAAGCUGGAGCCAGAGAACACAGGAAAUUAUAUACUGUUGGGAAAGAUCUAUUCUGCAGUUGGAAGAUGGAAAGAUGCAGAGAAUGUGAGACUUCUGAUGAAUGAAGUUGGACUAGUUAAGACGCCUGCUCAAAGUGUCAUUGGGUGACAAGUAGGUGAUUUCUUUUAGUUUCCAUGCAACUACAGUCAAACGAGAGCUGCAGAUGAGUGCAACACCUGGGAAAUAUGCCAUAAUAGGACGAAAGCUAGCCCUCUUAGUCCCCAGUGGUGCUUAUGACCUGUUCGAUUUUGCUAUUGUAAUUAUAUUUCUGCAGUGCUCCUCAUACCAGCUCGAUGUAUAAUUGGAAGGUGGAUUGGUUUUAUACAAUCGGUCAAUCACAACAGUUCAUAUGCUGAGAUUGAAGCUGGUUGAAAUUACCAUUUAACUUCAAGAAUUCACAUAGCUCGAGCCUCAAGUCACUAUGGGAAGAGAAGGCUGAAAAUCUUUUUUUUUUUUUUUAAAUUAUUACAUAGGGGUAGGGGAACGGGAAAUGGGGGAGGGGGGUUACAAGGUGGGGAAUCCAACCCUCACCAACAAGGUGAAAGUUAAGGUAGUCAACCAACUGAGCUACUAAGAUCCCACUGAAAAUCACUGAGUAACUUGAAGUCCGAGCUUUAAAUAUUUAUUUAUUUUUAAUGUAUGAUUGUUGCUUUCCUUUUCUAUAUGAAAAAAAAUGGAUUUAAGACUCC
Lycium barbarum (goji berry) is the source of this 3086-nucleotide messenger RNA. Its product is annotated as pentatricopeptide repeat-containing protein At5g39350. Gene Ontology annotation, molecular function: RNA binding; protein binding. NCBI's taxonomy places the organism in Eukaryota, Viridiplantae, Streptophyta, Magnoliopsida, Solanales, Solanaceae. The record is from RefSeq and is a predicted model, not a curated record. Gene Ontology annotation, biological process: RNA modification. The transcript has a single exon. Bases 478 to 2505 code for a protein of 675 amino acids.